CGAUUAAAAAGCUAAAAAACGCCUUGCAUCGCCGAAGCUCGGCAGAAUCUCUCCUAGGGUUUUGAUAACCACACAUCCCCUCCGGUGGUUGCAUAUCUUCCACCGUUGUCGCUUGUAUGCUCUACCAGUUCCAUCCCUUAUUCUUUAUUCUUCAUCAUUGUAAUCGUUCUUUGUGAUCUUGAAUCAAACGAUCGUACAAAUUACAAACCCUAGACAGAAUCAGAAUCUGUUGUUGAUGGCAGCACUGAUAGUAAAGUAAAAUCUUCAUUGGCAUAUAGAAUUGGCUCCUCCGACAACGUCAUGAAAGUGUAGGUCGGUGUAUUGCAGGGGUAGCAUGGGUAGUGUUUCGCAGGAAGGAAAUAUCGAUAAUGUAAACAAUAGAGGAGCUGGGGAUUCGAUAGAGGUAUCUCCUGAUUAUGGAUUUGAAGUAGGGGAUAUGGUUUGGGGAAAAGUGAAAUCCCAUCCUUGGUGGCCUGGCCAUGUGUACAGUGAAGAGCUUGCAACCCCUUCAGUCCGCCGAUCAAAGAAGGAUGGCCUAUUGUUGGUUGCGUUUUUCGGUGACAGUAGCUGUGGAUGGUUUGAUUCUUCAGAACUUAUACCAUUUGAUUCAAAUAUUGCCGAGAAGUCUCUACAGACUAAUUCAAGAACAUUUGUUAAGGCUUUGGAGGAGGCAAUUGAUGAAGUAAGGAGGCGGGGUGCUCUUGGAUUGUCUUGUAUGUGUCGGAAUAAGCAGAAUUUCAGGAAGACCGAUGCACAGGGUUUUUAUGCUGUUGAUGUGGUGGAUUAUGAGCCUGGAGCUGUAUAUUCAAUUAACACAAUUCGGAAAGCCAGGGAAAGUUUCCAGCCAAGAUUGACUCUUGAUUUUGUAAGGGAGCUGGCUUUAGAACCUACAGAUGAACAUGAUGACAUUGAUUUUAUAAAGAACAAGGCCAUUGUUAUGUCUUACAGAAGGGCAGUUUAUUAUGAUCAGGCAUUUGGUGGUGAUCUUGUUCGCCCAUUACCUGGAUCUAUACAAGUAUCGACCUCUGAUAAAAAGCCAUCUAAAGCUCCAUUGAGUAGGCGACAGGUGUUUGGUGACACUCUAAGCAAGCUUAAAACCCCAACAAAUGCUAAACCUAAUAAACCUAAGACAGAUAAAUACCUUUUCAAAAGAAGACAAAAAGUCAAAGAGUCAACCCCUGAAGAUAUCGAAGAUCCGAUACUUGCAACAUUAAAAGUUUCAACCAAUGAAGACACAUCCAAACCCAUUAUUGUUCCAGAAUCAUCCAAUAAUCCUCUUGAUUUUGAGAUCAACAUACCCAUUAUUUCUCUAAUUCACAAGUCUUCAAAUCUCCAAAAGUUUGUUACCCAAAAUGGCAUUCCAUAUUCACACCCCCAUAAAAUUAGUUCCCCAGAGAUGAAGAUAAAGAAAAGAAAUACAGAAUCUUUAAUGGAGAAAGUUUCAUCCAAUAUUGAAGACCCUCACAAAUCACUGGAGAAAAAAAAGAAAAGAAAAAAAGAAUCUUUAAUUCAAGAUCAUGAUGGUGAUAGCCCUGAAAUGGAGCUGCCACGUGUCCUAGCAGAUUUGCAUUUAUUAGCUCUUGAUCCUUUUCAUACUAAUAACAGAAAACUCCGGCAGGUUUUUCUAAAGUUCCGGUCACUUGUAUUCCAAAAAAGCUUAAAUUCAGUCACUCAAAACGCAAGUAAAUCCCCGGUGGUCGCCGGAGCUCCACCGGUAAAACCACCACCACCGCCACCGCCACCGCCACCGCCACCGUCGGGUGGCAUCAAGCGGGAUCGCGAUGAAGAAACCGUUGCGAAAAAGAAAAAGAUAAAGAAAAUGGAUGAAGAUGGGGGGCGGCAGAUGGUGGUUGUAAAACCGAGGAAAUCCGGGCAGGAGGUCGGGCAGCGGGCAGGGGCAGAGGAAGAGGAAUGGACUACUUUAAAGAUGGAGUUUCCAUCGGGAGAAUCUUUGCCGUCUAUUAGCGAGCUGAAGGCGAAGUUGGGGCGUUAUGGAACGAUGGAUCAUGAUGGGACCCGCAUAUAUUGGAAGACUUUCACGUGUCUUGUGGUUUACAAAUACAAGGCGGAUGCUUUGGCGGCAUUGAAGGCGGUCACCGCCACCGGAAGUUUAAGUAGCAGUCUGUUCGGAAACACCAACGUAAAGUAUAGUCUCAAGGAGCUUUCCAAUUCCGAACCGCCUGACAAAGUCUCCGACCGCCAGCCGCCAGCGGAGGACACGGCGGCUGUGGUGGUGGCGGUGGAUACGCCGGUGAAAUCGUGUUUGAAGAAAUCCGGUGGCGGUGAUGAUGGCGGCAGAAAGAUUUCUCGUGUAAAAUUCAAUUUGGCCAGAGACAAAAGAGUAUUGGUGGCACCACCGCUAGUUCCAUUGCAGCCGCCGCCUUUAGCAUCUCCGCCACCACCACGGAGGUCUAUGAACUACAGCAAACCAUCGGCACCACCAUCAUUGCCGCCACAGUCGAUGCGGGUGGCACCACCACUGCCACCGCCACGACCGCUAGCUCCAUCGCCACGGUUAAACAGACCUGCCGCCAUACCACCGCCGCGGCCAAAUGUUGAUAUUGCACAGCAAAUGGUGAGCCUUUUGACAAGAUGUAAUGAUGUGGUGGCACAUGUUACGGGUAUUUUAGGAUAUGUGCCUUACCAUCCUUUGUAAAAUGAGCAUGUGUUUGUUCUUUGUUGUUAAAAAAUGGAUUUGUCAUGAAAAUUAAAAUGCCAUGUGUAAUGUAAAACAAGUGGUGAAAUGAUUUGAGGCUAACUGUAGUUGACAAGGGAAUAUAUGCCAAAACAAAAGUAUAAGAGUAAAUAACACGGA
Lactuca virosa is the source of this 2815-nucleotide messenger RNA. The record is from the annotation of a GenBank genome assembly. NCBI's taxonomy places the organism in Eukaryota, Viridiplantae, Streptophyta, Magnoliopsida, Asterales, Asteraceae.